AUGGUGCCUAGUGGCCGCAAGGCUAUGAACAAAUCCCACCAUGUGACAAAAAUUGCCUCCAAAAAUGAUUUGACGGACAGGUUGCGCCCUGUUGAUAUUGAGGACGCGGUGCUCCCAAGUAGAAGAGCCCACCAUCGGGCAAAAGCGGUGCAGACUUGGAAGUGGUGCGGAAUACCUGAUUCGUCCGACUCCUAUUCGGACUCGGAGGAGGUUUCAGACGGGUCCGAUGCCAUCGACCUGGUUUACUCUGAGGACUCUUCUCCCGAACACAGUGUGACUGCACCAACAGCUAUAGAAGCUAGACAGGAGGCGUUCUAUCUUAGACCCUCAAGUGGAACCCCUUUUUGA
Pelobates cultripes (western spadefoot toad) is the source of this 348-nucleotide messenger RNA. NCBI's taxonomy places the organism in Eukaryota, Metazoa, Chordata, Amphibia, Anura, Pelobatidae. The record is from the annotation of a GenBank genome assembly.